This is a messenger RNA of Rotaria sp. Silwood1, 4231 nucleotides long. The record is from the annotation of a GenBank genome assembly. NCBI's taxonomy places the organism in Eukaryota, Metazoa, Rotifera, Eurotatoria, Philodinida, Philodinidae.
AUGUACCUACAACAACAUCAACGACGACAAAACAACUUACCAUUAUCAUCAUAUUCAAUUCCGAAUAGUAUACAACUUGGUCAACAAUAUCAAUAUGGUUAUCAACAGCAACCUAUGGUUUAUCAACCAUAUGGUUUUGAUUCAUAUAAUAUGCCAUUAAAUUGGCAAGUUCAAAAUAACUGGAUGGGAGGUACAGGAAGUUGGAUAAAUGGGCAACAACAAAUGCCGUUACAAUCACCACCAUUCUAUUAUCCUAUUGAUAAUACCAAGUUGACUACUGUGGUUCCUCCUUUUUUGAACCAAGUACAAUAUGAAGAUGAUUUAGUGAUACCCUCAAAAAGACGUGGUAUUCUGAAAAUAAGGAAAGAACCGACACAACGUCGGUUAGUUCAUUUUAUGCCAGAAAAUUGGCAAAAAAAGACCAAACCUGAUAAUCGUGGUUAUAAACCAGGUCAGAUGGAUAAUAAAGGUCAAAAACAAAAAACAAAAAAAUCACCUGAAAAAGCUCAUCUUGACACACUCCGUAGAAGAGCACGGCGUCAAAAACAACGAGCAGUUUUACUUGAAAAAAGUAACGAAUUAGGUUGUUUCAACGGUAAUAAUCGUUUUAGUCUUCUAUCUGAAAUAGAUGAUGACAACAAUAAUGAAUAUACAACCGGUAAUUCAGAGGCUGAUAAUCAAACUGAAGCCAUGAAAAAUAAACAGAAAAACUUGUCUAAAAAACAAAAAAGACAAGCUAGAACAACAACAGAAGUUCAAGUAAUUGAUGAACAUGUUGUUAAUAAUAAUAUAAAGACGCGAGGAAAGACGCGAGGAAAUCACCAGCGUCAAAUAAAUUUUUCUGAUUCUGAAAAAGAAGAGGAAAAUGAUAAUGUAAAAUCACCUUCUUUAAAUAAAGAUAAACGAAAAUGUAAAAGUUAUUUACAAGCUUUUAAAAUUCUCGCUUAUCUAAAAGAUCGUGUGAAUAAAGAUAAUAAAAUAAAACUCGACAUUAAAGAUGUUUUCAAUGAAGUAUGUGAAUAUGCAAAAAAUACCAUUGAAACAUAUGAUACUUGGGUACAUAAUCAUUAUGAAGCUCAGGUCUGGCAACAUAUCUAUGAUUUGGGUAAAGAAAAAGAUCAUUGGGCUAAAGAAAUAGUAAAUAUAACACAUACACGGGAGGCUAAAAUAAAUGUGUCAAUGUGUGAAAAGAAAUUAGCACAAUUGACAACGACAUGUUUCGACGCUAAUAAUAUAAUUACACGAAAUAUGCGAGAACUUUCAUCUAAAACAGCCACUGUUGCUACACAACGAGUACAUGAUCUUAUACUCGAUUAUAUUAAAGAGGCUACACAAGGUUUAGCUAAAAUGAGCAUUAAUAGAAUUCGUCGUGCUUCGAUUGAAAAAGACGAAUGGGAUGCUCUAAAAACAUUUGAAAAUGUUGCAUCAGAACAACAGAAAAUGUAUGCUAAAACCUUUUGUAAAUCAACAUUAGUUAACUACCAUAAGAAAAAGAAAAAUUUUGAAUUGGUAGCUGCACAUAUAUCAAAUGAUAUAGUACCGAAAAUCUUACCACAUUAUGACUUUAAUCUUCCUGUGGACGAAAAUUCACUAACAAGUGAACAGACCCAGGAAUAUAGAAAAAGCAUACAUAAUUUAUCAAAAGAUUUUCGUCUUAAAGCAACAGAACUCUAUCUAAAAAUUGUCAAAGAAGAAUUUGAAUUUCAAAAAGAAAGAUUACAAAAUCUUAUUGAUGAUUUUCCACAAGAUAGAUAUGAAGUACCAUCAACACAAAUUGAUACAAAUAUUGUUGUUGAUGAUGAUGAUGAUGAUGAUGACGAAGAACCUUUAGAUAAUAGAGUUUUUACUCAAAAACCAUUAUCACAACAACGACAAGAUACUAUAAAUAAUGAAAAAGGUUCUGAAUUAUUUAAAAAAUAUAUUGUAAUUGCACAUAAAAGAGCUCAAUUAGAAAUUGAAAGAGAAGUGCAUUUUUUAUCCGAACGAGGCGUCCAAGAGACGCCAGUCGAGACACAAGAGUCAAAAGAUCUAAAUCCAAGAGAAGAGGCCCUUCUUAAACUUGGCCCUCCAUAUAUUCCUAAUAACCCUCAUCUCGCUCAUAAACGUAUGAAUAAUGAGAUAGAAGUGGUUGUAAAGAAAAUAAAUAAAAUCUUUAGUGAACAUGGUUGGGUAUUACCUAAAGAACGAGUAGUGAUCUUCAUGGAUUCACUCGAAAAGAUCUUGACUGAUUGUCAUGAAAGAUACCCUCCAGCUGUUCAAAUAAAAGAAAUUAAUAUUUUAAAGAAAAAAUUUGAAGCUACACAAACAGUCAUCAGAAAAACAGAUAAAUCAAAAGUUUUCCAUAUUGGUAAACUUGAUGACUAUAAAGUGAAGGCUCAAGCACAUAUGAAUAAGACUAAAGCAUAUCAAGAUUUGGGUACAACAAAUCCACUUGAAUCUUUAGUUGAACGUACAAAUAGUUUUCUUUAUGGUUUAUGGUUUAAUAAACAUAUUUCUCAAAGGCAAUAUGAGAAAUUAAAGGUAAAUAGAGAAGAGGCUGAACUAGCCCAUCUUUAUUUUUUACCAAAAGCACAUAAACCAGGAACACCCUUAAGACCUAUAAUGUCUGGUCUGAAAUCUCCAACUAUAGAAAUCUCUAGAUGGUUGGACAGUUUAUUAAGACCAUUGUUCGAUCGUCUAGCCAUAAAUACGACCGUCAAAAAUGGUCUUCAACUAAUUCAACAAGUUGAAAAAUGGUCAGCUACUUAUCUGACACCAGCCACAUUAUUUGUAACAAUGGAUGUUACUGAUUUAUAUACAAUGAUUCCACAAGAAGGUGGAGUAACAGCCGUAAAAAAACUAAUGGAGGCAUCUGGUUUAAAACAAAUCGAUGGUGUUAAAAAAGAGAUUAUAUUAGCUCUUACCAGAUUUGUUAUAACUAAUAAUUAUUUCUAUCUUGAGGGGUCAUAUUAUAAACAAAUAAAAGGUGGAGCUAUGGGUUCACCCUUGACCCUCACUAUAGCUAAUGCAUACAUGUACUUUGUUGAACGUCCCAUUUCAAAAUGGGCCAACAAAACAUGUUCAUUAUACUUUCGAUACAUUGAUGAUUUAUUCAUAAUGUCAAAUGUACAUGCAGAUAUAUUAAAAGGUCUUGUAAAUUUCUGGAAUAGAAUCGAUAAGAAUAUCGAGUUUUCAGAAUCUAUUGGACAAACUGCAGAGUACCUUGACGUAAGAUUGAUGAUUAGUGAAGGGAAAUUGAUGUCUGAGGUUUUUCAUAAACCCUCACAUGAACCAUAUUUUCUUCCUUUCACAAGCGUACAUGCUAAACAUAUAAAGAAAAAUAUUCCAUAUGGUGCUCUUGUAAGAGCAAUCAGAUAUUCUUCUACGUAUAAUGCCUUCAAACAUGAAGAAGCUCAUAUAUGCAUGUCAUUGCUACUUAAUAAAUAUCCUAUAGAAAUUAUUCUUAAACAAUUUGAAAGAGUCCUACAGACAUUUCAAUGCGCAGCGCCUACACAAAAUAACUAUUCUGAAAUAAGAAAGUUUUUGUUAAACGCUGGAGAGAAUUAUACAAAGAAGGCUGGAAUUGAUUUCGAGGUCGACAUCAUGUGUCAUUUCUCUUAUUGUAAAGGAAUGCAUGAUUUUUCGACUCGUUUUCAUAAACUCUGGAACGAUUGUUUUUCAGAUACAGCCAUUUGUAAUAUGAAGCCAAUUCUUGGUUCUAGAAGAUUAGAUAAUCUUCAAGAUUAUCUUGUCAGAAAGAAACCAGAAAAAUCAAUGCUAAAAAUUUUAAAUGAACCACUUACCUGAUGUAUAUUUCAUCAAAAGAACACAUCGCAUAGGUGUACUAAUUUAUAUUCGGAACAUUUCUCUCUGAUAAGAGUUCCAAUCUAAUUAAUACACUUUUCUGGGAUAGGAGUUCUAUUAUUAUAAUAGGAGUUCUAUUAUUAUAAUUAGAACACUUCUCUAAUAUAGAAGUUCUGAUCGAUUUAGAACACUUCUCUAACACACAAGUUCUAAUCAAUUUAGAACACUUCUCUUGUUUGCAGAUAUGUAUAUCUAUGGUUGGUGCAAUCGCAAUAACGUUAACCAAUAACACAAUCGAUGGAUGGUUAUUUUCGGUCCAAGAUCAUACCUAUCUUACGAACAAUGGUCCUUUCUGACCAAAUAGCGCCGUUUUCUCUUUGUUGUUCGUUUUUCACCAGUAAUUAGAGAGGUCCAUUCGACCAUCUAUUUUUCUUGUCAAUCUUAUAGG